AUGACCACUCCACGAAGUGAUGCAAGUAAUGCGAGAAAGCGUAAUGCUAGAAAGAAACGUGACAAAAUUAUAAAGGAUAAAGACAAAAAGAUCGAGUAUUACAGAAAAAAAUCUGAGAAGUAUAGGAAGAGAUUAGAACGUUUGGAAAAAGCUAAGACAAAGAAAAAUGUAGACACACCUAACACUAAACUGACCGAAAUGUGUGAUUCGCCAGGAGCUCGCAGAGAAGUAGUCAAAAAGGCGCUAUUCGGUGAAGUGUUGAAUGCCCAGCUGAAAGAGAACUACGCUAAUUUAAAAACCUGCAAAGAGAAACAAAUAUUCGGAAAAGUCGUGUCCGGUAAACUAAUACACAAGUACAAGUUAUGGCGAAGCAAAGAUAGUUCCAUAUCUUAUAAAACAAUUCAGAAGUCAGCGCGUCAAUCGGGUUUAGUACCCAAGCUUCGGACUCGCAAAGACAAAAUUUCAUCUGAUUGCAUAAACACUGUACGAACCUUCUACGAAAAUGAUGACAACAGCAGACUUGGCGCAGGAAAACGAGAAUGCCUGACCAGAAAAGGGGUUAAAAUACAGAAAAGAUAUCUAUCGGAUAGCAUUGGAAAUUUAUACAAGAAGUUUCUAGCUGAACAUCUUAAAAUAAGCUACCCAACGUUUUGUCGUCUACGUCCUUUCUGGGUCAUAACACCAAAUGUAAACGAACGUAACACGUGCCUCUGCAUUAAGCACGCGAACAUCGAUCUGAAACUGUCAGCAUUGCACAGAAGAAGAAUUUUGACUUACAAUAGUCACACUGCACUGCUUGAAAAGACAUGUUGUAAUCGCUAUGACGAGCUAUGUUUGUCACGAACCUGUCAACGCUGUAUUGACAAAAAUCCUGACUACAGGGAGUUUGAUGACAGCAAGCCUAUUGAAUUUAAACAAUGGAUAUCUGAGAAACAAACUUACAACGACCCUAAGACCAAGAAUGCUCGAACAGUUACCAAAUACCUAUAG
Parnassius apollo (apollo) is the source of this 990-nucleotide messenger RNA. NCBI's taxonomy places the organism in Eukaryota, Metazoa, Arthropoda, Insecta, Lepidoptera, Papilionidae. The record is from the annotation of a GenBank genome assembly.